This is a messenger RNA of Protopolystoma xenopodis, 312 nucleotides long. The record is from the annotation of a GenBank genome assembly. NCBI's taxonomy places the organism in Eukaryota, Metazoa, Platyhelminthes, Monogenea, Polystomatidea, Polystomatidae.
AUGCCCUUAUUUGGAUUAAACGUAUUUUAUCAAUCUCUGUUGGUCCAGGGCGGCACACAAGAUGAGGCGAUUGUGGAGAUCAACUUUCGCAUCACCUUCCGAGUCAUAGAUCCGGAGCUAGCUAUCGGUCGUAGCAUCAAGGGUCCCGAUUGUCUGUUGCGCCUAGACGCACAGACCUGUCUACUCACAGCCCUCACUCGUCUACGUUGGGCUCAUCUGGAGACGGGUGCUGCCAAUCUCGACCUUGCUGAGGAUACUAGGGUACACUUAUGCACAUUGAGCAUCUUGUUUUGGCAACAAUCACGCUCUUAA